UUCAAAACUUUGAAUCAUUGAAUAGGCUGACAUUUUCAAUUUCGUACAAAUGUGGGCAUCCUGUAAACUAUGUAUUCAAUCCUUGUCAAGUGUCAAAAAUGUCAUCAUAGUGAUCAACUGAUCAUACUUAUAGAUGAUUUUAUAACGAAAAUAUACUCUCAAAUAAGCCCAUAUUGAAGCACAAAUGGCUUCCAAACUUAUGCAUGCUCUUCAAUAUUCUGGCUAUGGAGGUGGAGCUGAUGCUUUGAAGCAUGUUGAGGCUGUUGUUCCUGGUCCAAAGGCUGAUGAGGUAUUGGUUAAGAUUGAGGCAGCAACGCUGAAUCCAAUUGAUUUGAAGAUACAGAAUGGUAUUCUUCGGCCCUUCUUACCACGCAAGUUCCCCACAAUACCUGGAACUGAUGUUGCUGGGGAGGUAGUUCAGAUCGGGUCUGCUGUAAAAAGGUUCAAAACUGGUGACAAGGUCGUGGCCUUUCUUAGCUACGCUACUGGGGGUGCACUGGCUGAAUACGCCGUGGCAAAGGAGAAUCUGACAGUUACCAGACCACCAGAAGUAUCAGCACUUGAAGUUGCAGCCCUACCUGUUGCUGCCCUUGCUGCUCACCAAGCUCUUACCCAAUUUGCAAACAUCAAGCUUGAUGGAAGUGGUGAAAGAAAGAACAUAUUGAUCACAGCUGCAUCCGGGGGAGUGGGCCACUAAGCAGUCCAACUGGCCAAGCUUGGAAACACACAUGUCACAGCUACAUGUGGAGCUCGCAACCUAGAAUUUGUCAAAGGCUUAGGGGCCGAUGAGGUUCUUGACUACAAAACCCCAGAAGGGGUGUCCUUGAACAGUCCUUCAGGGACAAAAUAUGACUACGUGAUCCAUGGUGCAAGCGGAAUUCCUUGGUCCACCUUUGAACCCAAUUUAAGUGCAACAAGUAUGGUGAUAGAUUUGACUCCAACCUCAAGUGCAAUGAUGACUUUUGCUUUGAAGAAGCUGACAUUCUCUAAGAAGCAGCUGGUUCCUCUGCUUGGGAAUCCAAAGACAGAGAACUUUGAUUAUGUGGUGAAUUUGGUGAAGGAAGGGAAGCUAAAAACAGUCAUAGACUCGAAACAUCCCUUGACGAAAGCUGAAGAAGCUUGGAGUAGGAUAAUGAGCGGUCAUGCUACAGGAAAGGUUAUCAUAGAGCCUUGAACAGAUUACAUUGAUGCAGUCAUGCAGACACCAUAACUUGCUUGACAGUAUAAUGGUAUAUUUGCUUUUAUUGUGUUAGUAUAUAUUAAUUAUUAAAGUGUCACAUCCUAAUGAGAAGUUAUUAGGGUUUGGGCAUAGAAUAUAAUCGUCAACCAAUUCAUUGGUUAUAAUACUUAUAAACAUGUAAAUUGUAAUCUUGUAAAAUUAAACACUUUUUGUGUGUUUAAUUUGUGGGUGAUGAGAGGAAGGGGGUGUAAAUGUGUAAUUAAACAUAAUCCACUCUCUGGCCUCUCCUAGUAUUUGGUUAAGGUCUCGUUUGUGUUUCUUGUUAACCUUAUCAAUAUCAGUAAUAUUAUAGGCAAAACUAGCUAAAAUUGUGUUGUC
Chenopodium quinoa (quinoa) is the source of this 1558-nucleotide messenger RNA. RefSeq names its product quinone-oxidoreductase homolog, chloroplastic-like. The transcript is spliced from 4 exons. The record is from RefSeq and is a predicted model, not a curated record. Lineage: Eukaryota; Viridiplantae; Streptophyta; Magnoliopsida; Caryophyllales; Amaranthaceae. Bases 185 to 697 code for a protein of 170 amino acids.